CGGGCUCAGGUCGGGGCGCAGCCGCGCCAUGGAGCGGUACGAGAAGCUGGGGAAGGUCGGAGAGGGCUCGUACGGCGUCGUCUUCAAGUGCCGCAACAGGGAGACGGGUCAGAUCGUGGCCAUCAAGAAGUUCCUGGAGUCCGAGGAGGACCCGGUGAUCCGGAAAAUCGCGCUGCGGGAGAUCCGCGUGCUGAAGCAACUGAAACACCCCAACCUGGUGAACCUGCUGGAGGUGUUCAGGAGGAAGAGGAAGCUGCACCUGGUCUUUGAGUACUGCGACCACACUGUUCUCCACGAGCUGGAUAAGCACCCGCGGGGGGUGCCGGAGCAUCUGGUCAGGAGCAUCACCUGGCAGACCCUCCAAGCUGUGAACUUUUGUCACAAACACAACUGCAUCCACCGAGAUGUAAAGCCAGAAAACAUCCUGAUAACGAAACACUCUGUCAUCAAACUCUGUGACUUCGGAUUUGCUCGCAUGCUGACUGGCCCAGCUGAUUACUACACAGACUACGUGGCCACCAGGUGGUACCGCUCCCCCGAGCUGCUGGUUGGGGACACGCAGUACGGCCCUCCGGUGGACGUGUGGGCAAUAGGCUGCGUCUUUGCGGAGCUGCUCUCCGGGGUGCCGCUGUGGCCCGGCAAGUCGGACGUGGACCAGCUGUACCUGAUCCGCAGAACGCUGGGGGAUCUUAUUCCCAGGCACCAGCAAGUGUUCAGCACCAACCAGUUCUUCAGCGGCGUAACGAUUCCAGACCCAGAGAGCAUGGAGCCAUUGGAAAUGAAAUUUCCUACUAUUUCAUACCCUGCUUUAGCUCUCAUGAAGGGCUGCCUUCGUAUGGACCCUGCGGAGAGGCAGACGUGUGAGCAGCUGCUGCAGCACCCCUAUUUCGACAGCAUUAGGGAGGCAGAUCUGGGGAAAGAACAUGAAAAAGCAGCUCGAAAACCAGCCAAGCUGACACGGAAGCACGUGCCGGGGUACCUGCCUCAGUUAAGCAGCAGCAAUGUUCUGCCAGCUUUGGACAGCAAGAAGUACUUCUGCAAAACGAGGAAAUCCAACUACCAUUUCCCUAACAUCUGAGUGGGUGGCAGAUGAAAAACUACCUAGCAUUCAAAGUUCCAAUCCUUCAGCACUUAUAAAAGGCCACGUGGUGGAAACCUGAAUUAAUACAGGUGAUGAUGUAUACAGAAAUGGACUGCAAGGUACUCUGGGCUACUGGUGGAAGGAAAGUGGUGCACUCCAAGCUCACGUUAGCCAGUGUUCUGUGUAAAGAAAAUAUAAUUCUUCUUUACUUUAAUUUUUCUUUACUUACAAUUCUUUUUACUUUAAUUUGUGAUUGCCUACUGGUUCAGGAUUACUGCAAAGCAGUGUUACAGGGUGAAUCUCAAGAACUCUGUUGCCUAUCCAUUAGCUGUGUUUCAGACUUGGCAGGAGAACUGUAACCUUGCUGAAUAAAUCCGAGUCACUGUGGCUAGCUAACAGAUGCUGCAAGGACCUGUAAACCUAUUCCCUUUGUGAGUGGAAGACAGAUGUGUGUGUGUGUGUGCAGCUGAGGAGAAUUAGGUCCAGCUGAUUACAAACCUGCUGAAAUAGCAGUGUUUUAAAGAUAUGUCUAUCUUGUGUAAGGCAAAGUAUCUUUAUAGAAAGUAUAAAGUAUCACGAGCACAGGCAUUGACUUAGACUUACUGGAAGGCUCCACAGGCACUGGGAACAGAAGGAGAAUGUAAUUACUGAAGUCUGCUUUUUUUCUUUGGCCUUUCCAGAGCUUCUCCUGUCUGUCUCUUCCUUGCAAUACGAAGUUAUUUAUAUUUGCUGGUUUUGUCAUGUGAAGUCAUUCGCCUGUAGUGUUACAGAAAUUGUUUUUAUCAAAAACAAUUCAAUAUAAUUUAUAACAGGAGCCAGACACGGGCAAUAAUUCUGCCUAAGUCUGUGUAUUAGAACAAAUCUUGGAUUUUGUGUAAUUUCAGAAUGUAAUAUUGUGUUGAUUUUUAAUUAAAAAAAAUGUAGCUUGUUUUUCCAGUUCACAGGAUGUGUUUUACUACGUAAGCUUUUAAUAAUGGUCAAGAUACUGCCUCUUCCUACUUGAAAAUUAGAGCAAAAAUGUUUCCUUUUCCCAGUUCUGUUAUGUGUUCAGCAACAGUAAGAGCAAUUUCAGUGAAACAGGAGCUCCAUCCCUAGUGAGCAUAACUGCCUACCUUAUAUUCCAUAUGAUAUUUUAAUCCUGGAGCUUGUCAGGUGGUUCUGGUUAUGCUCAAAACGCUGGCAUUGCUGUAUGGCUGAGUCAUCUAAUUCUGUGCAUUUGCUAAGCACCCAACAUCCUUGUGUAGCUGCUGUAACUGACAGCCUAGCAGUCAGCUCCUGGACACGGCCCUGGGCAGUGCAGGCUGGAGGAACUUCCCUUGGUGCUGCUCCUGCUCUGUGCUAGGAGCUGUCAGCCUGAGAUGCAGCUAGAGCAAAAAUGUUACCCCUUCCAGUGCAUCAUUUACUUCUGAGGAUAAAGUGGCAGCUGGGGAUAAUAAAAGAGGCUCUCAGCUCUGGCACUGUAGCCGUGCUUGGGGCAUUACUCUGAAAGUGGCUUUCUUGGAAUCAUCACCUCCCAUCUUUGAAGGGAAGCUCAGGAGCUGACUAAAAAGGAUGUAUCUUUCCUGAGGGUGGAUGAUUCUCUUACUGAGUGAUACGGAUGCAAGUAAAGGGGUACAAGGUUUAGUCCAUGUGAGAGUGUGGCAAAAAUGUACAGGGCUCAUUGUGGAGAGCCUACCUCUCCACAAAUCCAGCUAGUUGGUUCAUCAGCUCAGAUUUUAUGAGGAUAGACUGCUUGUCUGCAGCUCAGUCCAAGGGAAGCAAAGAAAGACUCUGCCAAUCAAAGAGUGAACAGCAGAAAAAAGGCCCAGGAGCUCCUGUCACUCACUCACUAGGUGACACCUUCAGACAAAGUAAAUGGCUGUCAUUCCAACUCCGAGGAUUCUGUGACUCUAUGAUUCACAUGGCAUCAACACUGUCUAAUAAAUCUGCACAGCACUGCUGCAUCACAA
Centrocercus urophasianus (Greater sage-grouse) is the source of this 3030-nucleotide messenger RNA. RefSeq names its product cyclin dependent kinase like 1 (gene CDKL1). The transcript has 9 exons. Gene Ontology annotation, biological process: protein phosphorylation. The record is from RefSeq and is a predicted model, not a curated record. Gene Ontology annotation, molecular function: cyclin-dependent protein serine/threonine kinase activity; ATP binding. NCBI's taxonomy places the organism in Eukaryota, Metazoa, Chordata, Aves, Galliformes, Phasianidae. Gene Ontology annotation, cellular component: nucleus. Bases 29 to 1078 code for a protein of 349 amino acids.